Vanessa atalanta (red admiral) is the source of this 11126-nucleotide messenger RNA. It is a transcript of the gene gek, whose product is annotated as serine/threonine-protein kinase Genghis Khan. The coding region runs from base 248 to 5623 and encodes 1791 amino acids. Gene Ontology annotation, molecular function: ATP binding; protein serine/threonine kinase activity. The transcript is spliced from 46 exons. Gene Ontology annotation, biological process: peptidyl-threonine phosphorylation; actomyosin structure organization. The record is from RefSeq and is a predicted model, not a curated record. Gene Ontology annotation, cellular component: cytoplasm; cytoskeleton. NCBI's taxonomy places the organism in Eukaryota, Metazoa, Arthropoda, Insecta, Lepidoptera, Nymphalidae.
GACUCCCCGAGGAAAAUGUCUGCUUUCGAAAGACUCGAAAAUUAUUUUCAUGCCAUAAAAUAAUAGAUAAAGCGAUUAUUAUUAAAAGUUUAGAAAAUAGUCAGAAACUUUUAAAAAUGGAAAUAAAAAAUCGGACCGUUGGAAAUAAAUAGGAAAUUAUAGUUGUAAAGUGAAUCUCAUUAAGUGUGUGUGAGGACAUGUCCUGCAGUGUUUUUAUUUGACUGUGGCAUUUGUGAACAACAACAAAAUGUCUGACGAGGAAGAUUCUUCCCCCGACUGGGCAUUGGCGCCUACUAAUAAUGUUCCAGUUCUAGGUAUAAAGAGAUUAAAGCAGAUAGAGACGAUGUUCGUCUCGCGACGUCUGCAAGGCCCAAGAACUCAAGGUCUGAGCGUUGAGACGCUCCUGGACAUGCUGCUGGUGCUGUACGAUGAGUGCUGUAACAGCAGUCUGAGGCGGGAGAAGGCGAUAGCUGACUUUAUACAAUAUGUUAAACCGGUGGCCACAGCUCUGAAGCGAUUACGGUUAUCUCGGGACGACUUCGAGCUCGUGAAGGUGAUAGGACGAGGUGCCUUCGGGGAGGUUUGCGUCGUUCGAGCGUCUUUUAUGCAGGGCACUGACAGUGGAGCUAAUUCAACGGGAACUGCAGUGUCUGCUACAGCGGGGGAUAGGGUGUAUGCUAUGAAGAUUUUGAACAAAUGGGAAAUGCUUAAGAGAGCAGACACGGCGUGUUUCCAAGAAGAACGGGACGUGCUCGUAUUUGGUGAUAGGAGAUGGAUCACGAACUUGCACUACGCUUUUCAGGAUGAACAUAAUUUGUACCUGGUGAUGGACUACUACUGCGGCGGAGACCUGCUGACCCUGCUGUCCAAGUUCGAGGACCGUCUGCCCGAGGACAUGGCGCGCUUCUACAUCGCGGAGAUGGUGCUCGCCGUGCACAGUGUACACGACCUGCGAUAUGUGCACCGAGACAUUAAACCAGAUAAUGUGUUGCUUGACGCGAGUGGUCACAUACGAUUGGCGGAUUUCGGGUCCUGUCUGCGAUUGGGAGAGGAUGGCAAGGUACAAAGUAAUGUAGCCGUUGGAACGCCCGAUUAUAUAUCGCCUGAAAUUCUAAGGGCGAUGGAAGAUGGUCAAGGGCGCUAUGGUCCGGAAUGUGAUUGGUGGUCACUCGGCGUGUGCAUGUACGAGAUGCUGUUCGGCGAGACGCCGUUCUACGCGGAGUCGUUGGUGGAGACGUACGGGAAGAUCAUGAACCACGCGCGCUGCUUCCACUGCCCGCCGCCCGACGACCACGCCGCGCAGGUAUCUGAAGAAGCGAAGGAUCUCAUACGAAGGCUGAUAUGUUCCUCUGAAACUAGAUUAGGUCGAAAUGGAUUGCAAGAUUUCAAGAGUCACCCGUGGUUCGCUGGCUUGGAUUGGGACAGUGUGAGGGAGAUGCAGGCUCCCUUCGUACCGGACGUGUCCAGCCCAACGGAUACGUCGAACUUUGACGUCGACGACACUGACAUACGGCUGUCGGAGGCGGUGCCGCCGCCGCGCGCGUCCACGGCGUUCUCGGGGCUGCACCUGCCCUUCGUGGGGUUCACGUUCACGGCCGGCUCGCGCCUCUGCGACCUGGGCGCGCCCGCGCCGCUCAGCCCCGCCAAGAACGCCACCAAGCAGGCGCCGUCCAACGCGAGCGACCGCGCGGCGCUGGCGGCGCUGGAGCGGGAGAACGCGCUGCUGGCGCAGACCAUCGCCGAGCUGCGCGCCGACGGGCCCGCCGGCGACGACGAAGUAACGCAACUCAAGGAGGAAAUAUCAGCGCUCUCGCAAAGGAACACCGAAAUGGAGACACAAUUACGGCGUUUCGAACAACUGAACGCAUCAAUUGGUUCUCAGGAAAUAUCAUCAUCGCCCCAAGAAUUAGCGACACGCGUCAAAGAGCUAGAGAUCUUGAUUAACGCAAUGAAUAUGGAAAAAGAGGAACUCGUUAAAGAUAAGACUGAUUCCAUCGAAAAGCUACGGUUACAGGAUAAAGAAUUAAAAGAUGCGGUGACGCAACGAAAGCUCGCCAUGACUGAGUACAACGAAGUGACGGAUAAAUUGUCCGAGUUGAGGCAGCAGAAACAGAAAUUAUCACGACAGGUACGCGAUAAGGAAGAAGAGCUGGAAGUAGCGAUGAGCAAGAUCGACGCGCUGCGGCAAGACAUCCGGCGAGCGGACAAGGCGCGCCGCGACCUGGAGGCGCGCCUCGACACCGCGCUCGCGGAGGCCACCAAGGAACGCAAGCUGCGCGAGGAGAGCCUGCGGCUGCAGCGCGUGGAGGCGGGCGAGGCGGGCGGCUCGGCCGCGGACGUCGCUAAGCUGCAGGCUGACAUCGAGGCGCUCGAAUCGCAGUACUCGGAGUCGCUGUCGCAGCAGCAGGCGCGCUUCGCGGCCGAGCUGUCGGCGCUGCGCGAGCAGCUGCACGACGCCGACGCGCGCACCGCGCGCCUCAACCGGGAGUUGCAAACGUCGAAGGAGAAGUUAGAAAACCGUCGAUUGGAACAGCUGAAUGAUAGUGAGGACAAACAGAUGCUCAUCAAUGAGAAUAGGAAGCUCGCGAAGGAUCUCGAUGCGAUGGCAGAUAAUGGUAGGAGAUGGCAAACCGAGAGGCGACAACUGGAACUGGAGUUAGACGAGCUACGCGCCAAACGUGAUUCCAUGCAACACUGGGAGACUCAGAUUGCUGAUAUAAUUCGCUGGGUGGCUGACGAGAAAGAGGCUCGAGGGUAUCUACAGGCCCUCGCUACGAAAAUGACCGAAGAAUUAGAUUAUCUUAAGCAUGCGAGCGCGGGCCGCGGCGCGCCGUCGUCGCCGGCGGGCGCGGGCGGCGCGGGCGGCGCGGGCGCGGGCGGCUGGCGCAACCGCCGCUCGCAGAAGCUGGACAAGAUGGAGAUCCUCACGCUGCAGUCGUCGCUGCACUCCGAGAUCCAGGCCAAGCAGGCCGUGGCCGAGGAGCUCAGCCGCACGCGCGCCGAGCUGCUCGCCAGCCAGAGGGAACUGAUGGAGACCCGACAGCGUCUCGACACGCUCGCUCACGACAUGAAGCGCAAGGAACAGCACAUACGAGACAUACAAGCGAAGCUCGACCAGCCCCAUCAACCGUCCAACUCCUUCCUCGAUCGUCCGCCGUCACAGAUGAGCUACUUGGAGCAAUUCUUGAAGGAAGCGCCAACGGAGAGGCAUUAUGAUAAUGUAGCUUCUAUGAACAAUGAGCAGAAGAUGUCGCCGCAAUACCGUUACAGAAAUGCCCAGUAUUAUUGCAAUGCAAAGUUGAUGUACGGCUCGCAGCAGUCGACGGCGAUGAGCGGCUCGGCCGAGUCGCAGGACGAGAUGGAGCCGCGCGCCGCCUCGCCCGCCUCCUGCAAGAGCUCGCCCAGCGAGAUGUCCACCUACUCGUUACAAGAUCCGACGCUCGGCCCGACCGUGCCCGGAAAGCAGAAGGUUCACCAGUUCCUAGUGAGGACUUUCAGUAGUCCCACAAAGUGCAACCACUGCACGUCGUUAAUGAUCGGGCUGACGCGGCAGGGCGUGGUGUGCGAGACGUGCGGGCUGGCCGUGCACACGCGCUGCUGCGGGCGCGUGGCGCCGCGCUGCCCGCUGCCGCCCGAGCGCUCGCGCCGCCCGCUCGGCAUCGACCCCGCGCGCGGACAGGGCACCGCCUACGAGGGCUACGUCAAGGUUCCGAAGCCGGGUGGCGUGAAGAAAGGUUGGAUGCGACAGUUCGUCGUGGUUUGCGACUUCAAAUUGUUCCUAUACGACAUAUCUCAAGAUAGAAACGCGUUACCGUCGGUAUGUGUGAGUCAAGUAUUAGACAUGCGGGAUCCCGAGUUCAGUGUGACGUCGGUUAAGGACUCUGACGUCAUUCAUGCGAGCAAGCGUGACAUACCGUGCAUAUUUAGGAUAUCAACGUCUCAACUCGAAGGCGGGAAGAGAUUCCAUACGCUGAUGUUAGCCGAGUCGGAGUCCGAAAAGACGAAAUGGGUGGUCGCACUCAGCGAGCUACACAGGAUAUUGAAGAGAAACAAUUUACCUGACAAAUAUGUGUACAGCGCGGCGUGCGUGGCGGAGGCGAGCGGCGCGGGCGCGGGCGCGGCGGCCGUGCGCGGCGCCACGUGCGCGUGCGUGCUGGAGGGCGCGCGCGUGUGCCUGGGGGGGGACUUCGGCCUGGCGCUGCUGGACCUGGAGCGCGCCGAGCUCGUGCCGCGCCGCGCGCACGCGCCCGUGCACCGCCUGCGCUACGUGCCGCACGAGCAGCUGCUGGUGGUAAUCGCCGGUCGAGGUCGAAACGUGCGUCUCGUGCCUAUCAGAGCGUUGGAGUGUCCCGAGGCGGAGAGCGUGAAGCUGGCCGAGGCGAAGGGCGCAGUGGACGUCGCCGUCGGUGAGCUCAACUCGUCGGCAUACGGGUUCGCCGUUGUGUGUAAACGUCAGAACUCGUGGGCCGUGCUGGUGUACGAGAUCACGCGCACGGCGGCGCGGCGGCAGCGCGUGGCGGAGCUGCGGCCCACGGCGCCCGUGCUGAGCGUGCAGCUGCUGCGCGGCCGCCUGCUGCUGGGCUACCGCGGCGGGCUGGUGGCGCACGUGCUGCGCGCGCACCACGAGCAGCCGCAGGCGCCGCCCGCCGCGCUCGUGCACCCCGAGAACCAGGUGGGCGUGUUCCUGGCGCACUCGGGGGCGCGGCCGCUGGUGGCGCGGCCGGCGGGCGCCGACUGGCUGCUGGUGUUCAGCGCGCUGGCGCUCUACGUGGACCGCGCCGGCCUGCGCGCGCGCGACACCGAGCUCAUGUACACGGCGCACCCCGUCUACCACGCCAUCAACGAUACACAUCUACUAAUAUUUACGACAUCACACAUCGACAUCUACGAGAUCGACUCUGGAGAGUGGGUGCAGACUAUUAAUUUACCCAACGCGCGGCCGCUGGACGAGGCGGGCUGGAUCGUGCUGGUGGGCGGCGCGGGGGCGGCCACCUUCCCCUUCUCGGCCGACGCCGCGCCCUACCUCGUGUACCUGCGCCCGCUGCUCGCGCCCGGUCCUCUAAAUCUAGAGUUGACGUCGUACGGAACGAAUAAGCGUCGUUUCUCGGUGCGGGAACAAUCACACCAAGCGAUAGAGGCUCAUAACAGAUUGUCGGAGCGGCGCUCGCGGCUGAUCUCGGCGCCGUCCAACUUCGCGCACGUGUCGCACAUGGGGCCGGGCGACGGCAUCCGCUCGCAGCGCCUGCUCGACCUGCCCACCACGCUGGAGACCGCCGACCGCGACCACCACGACCACCAUCAGAUGUUCGGCAGCCGAGACAGCAGCAAGCGGACGUCGCCGCUGACGAUAUCUCACCCCACCGGCUCUUACAACGGCUCGUGGCGCGCGCGCUCGCGGGACGCGCCGCAGGAGGCGCCGCCCUCGCCGCCGCACCGCAUGGAGCGGUCACUGGGCGGCGGCUCGUGCGGCAGCGGGUCGGCGCUGGAGCGCUGCCUGACGCCGCUCAGCCUCGGCAGCAUGAGCUCGCUGCAUGACGUGCUCAAGAUGGGGACGGAUGUGGGCGAUGGGGCGCAGUCCGAGGACAGCAGCGGAGCCUCCCCGCCGCAUCCCGCGGAGCCCUGAUGAAGCCAGCUGGACACGUAUUGGAAAAUCGAUAUGUCCAGAUUCUACGCUUGUUUCUGUUGAAAGGGGAACGUGUUACUCAAUAACCGACCUUAUGUUAACGAAAUAAGGACGUUAGUUCGUUUACCAUGCAUCGUGAUAUGUGUAUAAGAUUAUAUAUUAUAAAUAAACCGCUAGGUGUUUUAGCUAAGUAAAGGAUAUAUAAUAAUGACUGAAGGAGAACUGGUUACAUAAAAAUCUAAACAAUUGCUAAAAUAAAUCAAUCACAAAUUAUUCUUAAAGUGUCGUGUAAAGAUCUGACAGUUUUAAAUAUAGAAUUGACAAUAAUGUAAAUACAAACGUAACGUCAAGCUACGACCCUCACGUUCCACGCACGCACGUCCAGCGCACGCGUGUUACGCACGCACGCUGUACGCACUGAUCUCGACGUAUAAAUUCGAUAUUCGAUCAAAGUAUAUGGUUUGUGUUAGAUCAUGUGUUUUUGAUUUAUAUCAAUGAAUAAAAUUAAAAAAAAAGGGGCCAUUGUCCUUUGUAUUAUAUACGAUAUAAUUUUAUUAUUCUUAUUCUGAAAAGUAUUUAAGGCAGUUGUUCCUGAACUCUUUGAUUUAUGUAUUUUGUUUUUGAUAUGAUGUCAUAAAGUAGUCGUCACUAUAUUUUUUAAUUAAUUGAGAAAAAGGUAGGUUAGUUCUUGAAAAAUAGUACAUGAUUGAAAAGAGAAGCAUUAUUAUAUCAUUAUUAAUCUUCUCGUGUAAUUCUUGAAGCACUAGGUUACCUCAGAUCACGGAUUGAGAGCAAUUGGUCUUAGGUCUACGAACAUGAUUCACGUGUGUGUAUCUGUGCGUUAGUGUGGGUCGGACAGCUUUACUUCAUAAUAAUAAAAAUAAUGUUUCGAACAAAGGAACCAUCCAAAUCCUUUUCAGAUUCACACGUCGAUUAUGUACGCGAAUGUACACUCAACAUAAACAUAUUAAGACUUCAUUUGAUUCAUACCGCUUCCAUUUUCAUCCAUACAAGCGUAAUAUUGUAUUGCCUAUGAACAAAAUUUCGACUAUUGACUUAAAGGAGGCUAUUCCAGUAGUUUAUAACGUAUCUAACCUUUAACUUAGCUGAGACAUGUAGUCGAUAAAUUACAAUGAUGUUGUCAUUGUAAAAUAGACUGUAUGCUGUACGAAAUUAUAUAUAUAUUACAACGACAAACAAUUCUUCCAUAGUUACAAUUAAAUUAAAAUAAAAACAUUAACUACGUUACACGAAUAAUAAUAGAAAAAUAUAAAAUAUUCAAAUUUAAUCUUUAAUAAACGCGUAUUAAAUCGGUUAUCUCUUUCGCACGUUUGUAAUUUAUCAAGAGAAAAAGGGACGGAAGUAUAAAUUAAUGACUAUUGUUAAAUUCAUAAUAAUAAACCGUGUAAGCUUGUGAUUAAUUAUAUACUAUUUGGACAUAAAGACACAAAAAAACCGUAAAAUGUCUUCACAAUAUUAAUCGGAAUUUUGUUAAAUUGUAAGUGUUAUUAACUUCAUAUAAAGAAUUAUUUGAUCUCGUGUAUAGUAUGCUUGGACUAUCAGAAUUAAAUAUUUUGUUUUUUCAUCAAUCAUCGGUCGACGUCGAUAAAUUGGUGUAGUAGCUUCGGCUGAUCGAUAGUUACUGGUCGAUAAAACGUCGAUUAAACAUCGAUUUAUCGACAUGAUCUUUAGUAUUGCUUGAAAUGUAUCGAUGAUCGGGUACAGUCAGGAAGAGUCAACGUGAGUCUUCGUAUGACGUAACUUUCCCGGAUGGUAACUGUGAGGUUGUUACGGUUCGAGGCGGAUUGAUAUCGAAUGGAAUCAAAUAAAUAUCUAUGCAGUUGAAUAAUACUCCAUAAUACCGAUUUAACGACUUAUAUCAAGAAAUAUUUGAUUGCAACAGUUGCUACGCUCUAACCGUAACAGUUCCACUGAACUGAUGCAUAAUGACUGAUGAGAUUUAUAGCAUUCCACCAUCGAUCUAUUAAAAUGAACUUAACUCAUUACUGACAUUGGUCCAAGACGUACAGAUUAAAAAUAGUCCAUAUCAUAAAUUGCAUUAAGUUCAAAUUAAUACGCGUUUUUAACACAAUCAACAGUUUUCUGUAUUUGAAUUUUUAUAUUUAAAUAUAUAUGUAUAUUUAUAUAUUCAAGUGUAAAUUAAGAACACGUGUUAUAUAUAGAGUUUGGUUCCUAAAUAUAUAUGUGUAAAAAGUUUGCAAUAUAAAUAUAAUGAUGAUAUAUAAUCUCGGGGUGAUAUGUACCCCCAAAAAUAUUUACUAAGCCAAGGGUUAAAUUGAUUAUUGAAUCCGUUUAUGUCAUAAUAUAUUCCAACUCGUAUAGAAUAUAAAUACAUAUUACUUGAUACUAAAAAAAAAACACCUUACGAGUUCUUAAGUAAUUAAUGUUGCUAUAUACUUCAGACUGUUGAUGUUCCAGUGUUGGGCUAAAGCCUCCUCCCUCUAUGAAGAGAAGGUUUGGAACUAAUUCCAGCACGCUGUUUCAAUGCGGAUGGUGGAUACACGUGUGGCCGAAUUUCAUUGAUAUAAGACAUGUAGGUUUCCUCACGAUGUUUUCCUUUAUCCGGCGAUAGCUCGAAAUGAACUAUAAACAUAAAUUUAGCACAUAUAAACUCAGUGGUGCUUGCCUGGAUUUGUAUCCGCAAUCAUCGGUUAAGAUGCGUUUUAAUUCAUCGGCCAUCUCGGAUCUUUCGGUAUGUGUUAGAUGAAAUUCUUCUUCAUGAUUAUCAACCAAUCCGCUGUGUAGCAUUGUGGUGAAAUAAUGUCCAAACUUACUCCUUAAGGGGAGCCCAUUGCCCAACUGUGGGACACUUACAGGUCUAGAAUCCUUUAUGAUUAUAACAUUUUUAUCAUUGUUUGUAUAAAAAAAUAAUAAACAAAGAAACGUUGAUUAUGAAUUUAGGAUAUAUUGCGGCGUAACUGCAUUCAAGGGGGGGGGGGUGUAUGGGUCAUUCGAGCCCCUUUUUCUAAUAUCAGGUGUUUGAAAACCCCUUUUUUUGGCUGUAAUGGUAUAUAUGUAAUACAAAAAUACCUUCCAAUAUAAGAUAAUAAUAUUUAGUAGUUAGUAUUUUAAAUAACAUUUAACCCAAAGUGGCUUGUAGGUCAAUUAAUAACAAGUAUAUUGUACCGACACUGAUGUCCGUCGGUCCGUGCACUCGGAGUAACAUAUAUAUAUAUAUAUAUGUUACCCAUAUAUACGAUAUAUAUACGAUAUCCCUUGUACCGUUGGGGCACCAACAAUAAAAUUCUAUCCCAAAUCGUUCCGAGUUAAUAAAGAAUAACACGGGAAUAAAUUGCGUUUAAAUAUUAGCAACUCCUCAGGUCUGGAUUAGGAUUUAUAUACUUCUUGAUUUGAUACGCUUUAAUAAUGAUAUAAUGUCGUGAUUAUUCACAGAAGUGAAACUUCUUUGGACGUACUGAAAGUUAAUUACAAAGCCGCCUUCAGCUUAUGAACUUUUGACUCGUAAUAAAGAAGAUAUGAUGUAAAGAAGUUUUACUUCCAAGCUCAUUAACUUGCAAGCGAUAUUUUUUUUUUAUAUAUUUAAAUAAUCAUAAAUAAUAUUUACGUACCCGCGGCAUAUUAAAUUAUAUGAUUUAGGAUAUAAGUUUUAACCAAAACUAUUUAUUUCGCUUCUGAAAAUUUAUAAGGCUAUAAAAUACUCUGAGGUCGUCGUUUGUAGUUCUACCAUUAAUGCACCGCCGAUUAAUGUUUAGAUAUUAGUUUAAAUUUGAGAUGACGCCUCUAUUUUUAGGUUAAAAAUGGCAAUUUAUUCUUAAUACUAGCACAUUAGGUCUGUCUGUCUGUUUCGUUUACUUAAACUUGAUUAAUUGUGUAAUUAAAAGCGUCCUGUGUCCACUCUUAAAAUCAGGGUUGCCAAAAAUAACUUUUUAAUUCUUUGAAAAUAAAUUGACUAGCGUUUUUUUUUCAAUGUAUAUUGAAGGCACUCUUGUAAUAGCUAGGAAAGCUAGACUUGAAAGUAAUAACCUAAACACUGCCAAAAUAUGUUUUUAUUGAGUGCUAUACUAAGCACUCUACUACACGUGUGGUAAGCAAAUAUGACCAAUUUACGUAAUAAUAAUAAUUAACUUAAUAAUUACUUAUGACUUUUUACUUGUUUCAUUAACAGACCUAAUCAUAGGUUCUUUUUAAAUUAAAUACACAAAGUAUUUUAAUUGUCUAGCGUUUUUUUUUUAUUAAAUAAAUAUUAGUAACCAUUUUUUUUAUGUAAUGAUUUAGUUAAUGUACUUUUUUCUCAUCGCGAUUGUGAAUUAGUGUUAAGUAGAAGUGUAAUUAAUUAUUAAUGAUCUAGUCUUUUUGUUUGUUUUUUUUUAUGACGUCGAAUAUUCGACCGUGUAUCGUAUUUAAGGAUUAUUUUAAUGUCGCUUAGACGAAUGAGAUUUUUUUUUUAGAAUAAAAUGUAUAAUAUUCACUAAUUUUUUUUUAACAGAUGUGACGCUUUCUCGAUUUUCGUUUAAAAUUUAAGCUAAAAAUUAUAAUCAAUUCUCGCGCGUUGACGAUGAACGCAUCCAAAGAUCUGUCUUAUUUAUCGACGAUGUAUUAAUUAGUAACGUAAGAUGAUUUUUUUUUAAAUCUUGUACAAGAACUGAUUCGUAUCGUAUAUAAUAUUUUAUUGGUAAAAAAAUUAUUCGAGAAUUUCAGUGACACAUUCCGCUCAUUAACGUCUUAAUGAAAGCGUUUGAUAUUAUUUAAAUUUAGAGCAAUACAUUAAAAUAAUGAUUAUAUUUGAGUCUUAACAACAAAAAAAAAAAAACGAAUGUGUUAAAUGCAUAUACCAUGUUUUACAUUACAAAAGUCGGUUUGACUAAUAAUUGGCAUAAUGGGAACCUAAUAAACCGUAAAAAGAAAACUAAAUUGUUACUACGUAGUAUAAGUAUGAAAUGAAAUCGUAUUGUUAAAGUAUUUCGAAAAGUUCUCGCGGACGUUAACGUAUAGUACGUAGAUUUUGCUAAAUUUCAGAUAUUUUUAAUAAGAAAUAAACUUAUGCAUUUUAUAUACGUGAAUAGAAUUUGAAAUUGUAUACUAUCGUUAUAUCUAAUGUUAAGGAGACGAAAUGUGGACAUGCAAUCGAAUAACAAUAACAGCGUGAAGAUUAAAUAUAAUUUGUCUAUGGGAUCAACCAUAAAGAAAUUAUAGCAAGGACGUAACAAGGACUUUUGGCGAAAGAAAAGUAAAUAAAGAGUGUGUAUUACGCAAGGGAUGUUUUUUUAUAUUGAGAUAUAUUGUAUGUUAAUGUUCGGUUACUAAGGAUAACCCGGGGGAAGCAAAAGCAUCGUCCUGUCUACGACCUUGUAAUAGUGAACUCAUUCAAUUUGUAUGUCCGUGUGUUGACUCUUGUUCUAUAUAAAUUAUUCACAAAUAAUCGUCACUCGUUCAAUAACACAUAAAGGACAUUAUUUACUUAUGAUUUUUUUUUAACUUAUCAGAUUAUAUAGUUAUAUUUUGAUGUCUUGUAUUUGUAAAU